AUGGGCUGUUGUCAAAGAUUGCCAGUUGAGCCUGAUGAGAUUAAGCAAGAUCAAUCAAAAGACACCAGCUUUGAUAAAGCAGCACCUCCUCCAAAACCUUUUAUUUCAGAUUCUUUACAUUCAGCUCGACCUUCUGAUAUUUCGUUAAAAAUUCAUCGUAAACAAUUUGUUCAUCAUCGAGAUGCCAAGUUAAGUGAUUUUUAUCAAAUUUUAGAUAUUAUUGGUGAUGGAGGCUCUUCAAUAGUUUAUAAAGCAGUCUGCUUAGAAACUGGGCUUCAUAGAGCAAUAAAAGUUUUCCGUAAAAGAGGAAACGACUACAAUUUACAAGACUCUGCAGUCGAUGAAAUGAGAAUACUGCGAAAUUUAGAUCAUCCAAAUAUUAUAAAAAUUAUUGAAUUAAUUGAGAAUGACCAAACCAUCAAUAUAGUCACUGAGCUUUGCACUGGAGGAGAAUUAUUUGAAAGAAUUGUGCAAAAUCGAAAUUUUUCAGAAAAUGCGGCAGCGAAUUGAAUGUAUCAAAUUUUAUCAGGACUUAUUGCUUGCCAUGGAGAAGGAAUUGUUCAUAGAGACAUUAAGCCAGAAAAUAUUUUAUUUCAAGAUAAAACUGAUACUUCUAUACAUUUUAGCUUACAAUUCUUAAAAACAUAUAAUAUUUGCUAUAAUUUCUGUUUAAUAUAAAAAAUUAGCCUUUUUGAGUGAAAUUUUAUUAAUAGUAAUACACAAUAUAUUAAAAAUUAUUGAUUUCGGAAUCGCGACAAAAAUACAGCCCGAAGAAAACGUAAAACAAUUUGUCGGCAGCUCCUAUUAUGUAGCCCCAGAAGUUAUAGAAGGAAAUUAUGAUACAAAAUGCGACAUCUGAAGCUGUGGGAUAAUUUUAUAUAUCAUGCUCAGCGGAUAUCCGCCUUUUAAUGGGACAAGUGAAGCUGCAAUUUUUACAAAAAUAAAGCGAGGGGUUUUUACUUUUUCUGGUGCAGAAUGAGCACAUAUUUCAAAAGAAGCGAAAAGCAUCAUUAAAAGAAUGCUUACAAGUAAUCCUAUAAAGAGGCCAACUGCUAAAGAACUUAACGAUGACCCCCCCCCCCUUCAAUCUUCAUGUCUAUUGCAACAAAAAUGCAAUUUUUUAAUAUAAAAUUUUAUAUAAAAAAAAUAAUAAUUUUCAUGUCUAUUGCAACAAAUUAUAUACAUUAAAAUGGCGACACGUGUCAACCUGCCCUCUUGGCGCAGCAGUCCAGACCUUAUGGCUACAGCGAACUGGGACGGACUCCGAGCCGAGAAUCAGACAGAGGCUCAAGAAGUGUGUAUCCGGGUAGGUUUUGGCUGCUUUCCUGUAGUUGGAAAUGGAGGUGCUCAGCAACGUCCAUGGAUCAGAGGACCCAUGGACAUUCCUCUAACGAGAAACUAAGGGUUUCAGCCCAGGCCACAAGGGAACAGUCUUUUUCCUGUAGCUGUAGAAGAAAGGCACUUUGACACUCAAUAGACUCCAAGGAUCCUGGAAUCAAGUUACUCCUAUCACCUGUAGAAUGGCCGCAGAAAUCCAUAAGCCGCCCACUCGAGACUGAACUCCCAAGGCAAGGAGGAGACAGAAGGUACCCGAAGGGCACUCGUAAGAGGGAUAGAUCCUCUGGGCUGGAGUCGAAAAGCAGUAGAACCUUCAGUACGGGAGGUCUUUGAUGACUGCGUCAUCAAUAUGGCUAGCGCCUGUCUGUAAUAAUCUUAAUCUAAUCCAAUGCAACAAAUUUUCGAUGCGCAUCUUAAAUUUUUCUGUACUUUUUAGCUAGAUAAGUUUAAUAAAAUGGCGAGCGAUGACAAUAGCCGUCCAAAUCUCGAUGAGAAGGUCAUUGAAACACCUAAAGCAGCGCUGUUUUAUGGCUUUUUUGAGAAACUCACCUAGAAAAAAAUGCAUUAAUUUUUUUUAUAAAAAAUGUUGUGUUGCAGUAGGCAUGAAGAUUUUUUCGAAAAAUUUUUGUUGCAGUAGACAUGAAGAUUGAGGGGGGGGUAAUCGUUAUAAAUGAUCCAUGAAUACGUGAUAGAACGAAAAAUAUUAUUGAUGAUAAUAUUAUACAAAAUGACACUUUAGAAAAUAUCAGCUCUUUCCAUGUAUUUAUUAUAUAGGCAAAUAGAAAACUGCAGCAAGCAACACUAGCUUUUAUAGCCUCACAUUUAAUGACUACAAAAGAAUUAGAUGAUCUGAGGAAAAUCUUUGUAGCGCUUGACAAAAAUGGUGAUGGAAAGCUAUCUAUAAAUGCUACUUAUUUAAUUUACAUUUAAAAAUACCUUAUUUAAGCUGUUUUACAAUAAAGCUUAUAAUAGCAAGGUUAAAAUAGAUAAAAUCAUUUUUGUUUAUUAGAAAAAAAUAUCAUCAUAAAUGAAUUAAAGCACGGAUUUAUGGUGAGAGGGUUAUUAUCAAUAUUUAAUGUUGAUGAAAUUUUAGAGCAUUGUGAUUCUAAUGAAAACGGAUAUAUUGACUAUAAUGAAUUUCUAACUGCAGCAUUAAACUGAAAAAAAGCAUUAUCACAGGAAAGGCUAGAAACUGCAUUUAGAGCAUACGACAAAGAUAAAAAUGGGAAAAUUUCAGUCGAUGAGAUAAAAGAGUUUCUUGGAGAAUCCAGCAAAGAAGUUUCUGAUGGCAUUUGGCAACAAAUUUUUAAACAAGCAGACCUUAAUAAUGAUGGCGUUUUAGAUUUAGAAGAAUUUAAAGUUGUUAUGCUAAAGCACAUAGCAGAUCAACAAUAA
This is a messenger RNA of Blepharisma stoltei, 2733 nucleotides long. NCBI's taxonomy places the organism in Eukaryota, Ciliophora, Heterotrichea, Heterotrichida, Blepharismidae. The record is from the annotation of a GenBank genome assembly.